Molecule: messenger RNA, 2742 nt
Organism: Cryptococcus deneoformans JEC21
Lineage: Eukaryota; Fungi; Basidiomycota; Tremellomycetes; Tremellales; Cryptococcaceae
Product: fungal Zn(2)-Cys(6) binuclear cluster domain-containing protein, putative
Exons: 8
Coding region: 89-2581 (830 amino acids)
Biological process (GO): DNA-templated transcription; regulation of DNA-templated transcription
Molecular function (GO): DNA-binding transcription factor activity, RNA polymerase II-specific; DNA binding; zinc ion binding
Source: RefSeq, a predicted model, not a curated record
CCUUAUCAGCCACUAAAACAACAACCUUAAUGCUAUAAUCCCAUUUCCCCACAUCUCUUCUUUCCCCCACUCAUUCCUCCCAUCCGUAAUGGAAGAGACAAAGCUAGUAAAGAUAUCCCAGAGACCAACCAAGAGCUGCACAGAAUGUAUGCGCCGAAAGACCCGAUGCUCCAAAGUCAUUCCAUGUGAGCCAUGUUCAAAACGAGGCGUCGCCCAUCUUUGCAGGCAGGAAUCACAGUUUGGACCUCCUAUCCCUUCUCCAAAUGCCGAGAUUGAUGCUCUCAAAGACGCCUUGGUUGGGGAAAUCAACGAUCUCAAGCGGAGAAUAUCCCAACUCGAAAAAUUCGAGGGGAAACGACGUGAAUAUCCCUCGUUGGGAAAUAGUGAAAGAGAAGAAGAAGGGGACACAGAAGCGGCUACCACACUUGAAUUCAUGGCUCUCGGUCUUGACCGUCGUCUCGAACUCCAAGACCAACCCAAAAAGGCCGAUGCAGGACCAACCCCUUCCCCAUCCUCGUCCUCGUUCUCGUCCGCUAAACAGCCUGACGUCACCCCCGGACCAUCACGUUCCCAUCUCUUGAAAGAAUCUCGUCUCCCUCUCCCCGAAAACAUCUACAACGCACUUCUCCCUCAAGAAGUCGCCAUCCCCGUUUUCAAUUUUCAUACGACCAACGUCUAUUGGCAACAUGCCUGUAUCUACGCUAAAGACUUUGAAGCACAAGUGGAAGAGUUUUAUAAACUCGCAAAGAAUGGGGAAUGUAAUAAAGUGGAUGAAUCGUGGAUCGCCUUGUUUUUUGUCUUGCAGGCGAUCUCGGUACAUCAGAUGACAGAUAAAUAUGCCGAGGCAUGCAAUCUUGGUAGUGUUGUCAUUCGCCAACAAUUCAUCACGACCGUCAUGGAUGCCGCCAUGACCGCUCUCCACCACGCCAGCUUCCUCUCCCGUCCAUCCAUGUUCACCUGUCAAGCCAUCGCCAUCCUCGGCCUUUGCGGACACAACGUCUGCGACUCUGACCUCCUCUCUUCACUCUUAGCCAUCGGUAUCAAACACGCCCAAACUUUGGGUCUGCAUACGCUCGCAAAAAGGAGAAGAGGGAUGAGCACAGUGGAUUUGGAGAUGGGGAGAAGAGUGUGGUGGUCGCUUGCGAUGGAGGAUUGGUAUGCGAUCCCUUUUCGGGGAGUGUGGUCUAUCCAUAUGGACCAGUUCGACACCCCCCUUCCGUCUAAUUGUAAAGAUGAAGAUCUUCAGAACGAUGAUUAUUAUACAAACAGGCCGUUAUCAGUCGUCGCCAUCUCCUCAAAAUUACAAUUCUCUGCACGUAUCGCUUCCAUCAUCCAAAGCACAUUCGACCGCCUCCGCCAUACACCUUCUCACGAGACGGCCCCCCUCGCAUCCAUGGCCGCCAAAGAACUCACCGAGUUAAUCUCCCAACUCCCUUCCCCCUCCCCUUCCCAACCUCCUUGGGCCAGAGAUAUGCGAUACUACCUCCGCAUCUCUUCUUACCACAAGAUCAUAAUCAUCUACCGUGCCUGUCUCUCUCGGCAUAAUGCGGGGUCACUUUCUGAGAGAAGGGCGAUGCAGCGGCAGUGUGUUUUGGCUGCUGAGGCGAUUAUUGAUGAGCUCCAUUCCAGCUCCCCUUCAGGCUCCCCUUCCGAAGAACGAAUAGAACUCCCCCUCCUCUGGACAGUCCCCUAUCACGUCCUUGCCUCCUGCGUCGUCCUCUCCCUCGACAUGAUCGAGCGCCAUGGUGAAAAUCCCGAAAUUGAGCGACAGAGGCUGAUCUACGUGAGAAAGGGACAGACCGCACUAGAAAGACUGGCAGAGACUAGUAAGAUUGCAAGGAGGGGUUUGAUGGUGAUUGAGCAUUUGAUGAAGGAGAAAGAAGUGGGGGGAAAGAGGAAGAAGGGGUGGGAGGAUAUGGCGAAUAUGGUUAAGAGGAUUCGAUUGCCACAUGAUGAUCCGCACCUCCCUCACUCUCGUCCACAUUCACACUCACAUUCACACAUUUCCUUGGACCAAUCGUCAUACUCCCAUUCCCAUUCACAUACCGCCUCUCCCUCUGACUGGAACCACACCCUCGACAAUCCCCGAGGACCCCCAUCGCCUUAUGUACAUUUUCACCCCAACUCUCUUCCUGAAGCUAUGCCUUCUUACUCCCAUUCCCGCUCGCAGGCUCAGUCACAAUCUCGUCCCCAUUCGCAUCCUCACACCACAUCCCACUCACACCACUCACAUCAUUACCCCACACCCUUCUCCCAUCCCCAUCCCCACUCCACCCCCACGUGGACUCAAGAAGACAUCGACGCCUUUCUCUCCAACUUGCACGAAUGCGUACCAGACGUGGGGAGGCUGUUUGAUGGUUCUCUGGGAUCGUUUGGGUUUCCGGUAGAGGGUGAUGGGGUUGAUUCUGGGUUUGAUGUUGGAGUGUUGGAUGGGGGUGAUGGGGAUGCAGGUUUUGGAUCUGGGGGUGGACCGUCGGAUUCUGGAUCGGGUUCCAAAACAAUUUCCGCCUCUGCCUCUGCUGCUAUAUCAGGCUCCAGCUUUGGAGGCGCUGGGCGGGCACCCGAUGUAUGGAGAUAUUAGCUUAUCUUACAGAAGAAUCAUUUAGAACUCUUUGCCUUGUCGUGUCUCGUGUCUGCCAUGCCUUAUGUCCUGCGUUCAAAGUUCUUAUUUCUGAGUUUCGAGUUCCUUGUUCUGUUCCUCCAGUUGUACAAGUAUAUUAUCCUAGAUUUUGAGUUGUCCCG